ACGUAGUACAACUUCGCACUAAAGCGAAUGUACAAAUUGCUUAGUUUGGAAGCACAUUACAGAGCAGGCACCAAAAGUCUCCUGUGUUAUUCCGAUCAAAUAUUAAUUGGGUUAUUUUUCCUGACCAGCUUAACCAGCAAUGGUGACCAGUUAGACCACUGUGAACAGCUUGACCAGCAAUGGAUAUCCUGGACUCUGUUUCAAUAACGAAUCGUGUAACCGGUUACAUAAUGGCGCUGCAGCGCGCUCCUGCGCACUGGCGAGUCCUCCGUGGUCCAGCGCCACUCGGAUGAAGCGAGCAGCAGGAGUGUGUCCAUCCGUCCGACCACUGCCAUGUCUCCCGUGAGCCCAGACGACAACAAGCCCGUUGACAACGGCAAGGUCAAGGACUCCAUCAACACGCUGAAGGGGCUGGAGACAAUCACUCCCUUGGUGCGCUCUGUGCAGGAGACCCCUGAACCAAUCUCCGCCAAAGUCCAAGGCAUCAUUCCCUCCUGGAUCAGUGGCAACUUCCUUCGCAAUGGCCCGGGGAAGUUUGAGUUUGGAAACACACACUAUAACCACUGGUUCGACGGGAUGGCCAUGAUGCACCAGUUCAAGAUUGACAAAGGCCAGGUGACGUACAUGAGUCGCUUCCUGAGCAGCGACGCCUACAAAAAGAACAGUGAGCGGGACCGGAUUGUGAUGUCAGAAUUUGGUACCCUGGCCCUGCCCGACCCCUGUAAGAACUUCUUUCAACGCUUCCUCUCUCGCUUUGAGAGGAUGGAGCCCACGGAUAAUGCAAGCGUGAGCUUUGUGAGGUACAAAGGAGACUACUAUGUCAGCACGGAGACAAACUUCAUGCACAGAGUGAACCCAGAGAAUCUAGAAACACUAGAAAAGGUGGACUGGAGCAAGUUUAUUGCUGUGAAUGGAGCCACUGCCCACCCACACUAUGACCCCGAUGGUACCACCUACAAUAUGGGCAAUUCCUACGGAAGCAAAGGAGCCCUGUACAACAUCAUCAAAGUGCCGCCAGAGAAGACGGACGCCGAAAACACGCUGCAAGGAGCCAAAAUACUCUGUUCUAUUGCACCUGCAAAAAAGUCCCACCCUUCCUACUACCACAGCUUUGCCAUGUCCGAGAACUUUGUGGUGUUCAUCGAGCAGCCAAUUAAGAUGGACCUGCUGAAGAUCGUCACGUGCAAGAUGAGGGGGAAGGCUUUGAGUCAGGGCAUCUACUGGGAUCCCAGUCAGGAAACAGUCUUCCACCUUGUCGACAAGCAUACAGGCAAUGUCAGCUCGGUGAAGUACCACACCAAAGCCAUCUCCACCUUCCACCAGAUCAACGCCUUUGAGGAGGACGGAUUCUUGAUGGUUGACAUGUGCUGCUCGGACGACGGCCAAGCCCUCGACAACUACCUCAUUCAGAACCUACGCAAGUCGGGAGACGCCCUAGAUGAGGUGUACAACACCAUCUGCAGGGUUUUCCCCCGGCGGUUUGUUUUGCCCCUUAAUGUGACCAGUGAAACACCAACAGACCAGAACCUGAACACUCGGCCCUCCAGUGACGCAACGUGUGUGAAAAUCAGUACGGAGAGGGUGUUCUGUCAGCACGAGGAUCUCCAUGGAGACGACCUCCACGAGUACGGUGGCCUGGAGUUCCCUCAGAUCAACUACGGCAGAUGUAACACGCGGCCGUACCGUUACUUCUACGGCUGUGGCUUCAGACACCUGGUGGGAGACUCUUUGCUCAAGAUGGACCUGAACGACAAGACGUUCAAGGUCUGGUACCAGAAGGGUUUCUACCCAUCAGAGCCAGUGUUCGUGCCGUCACCUGAUGCCGUGGAGGAGGACGACGGUGUCAUCCUCUCCGUGGUCCUCAUCCCCUCACAGGACAAAGGAACAUUCCUCCUGGCUUUGGAUGCCAAGACGUUCGAAGAGCUGGGUAGAGCCGACGUGCCCGUGAACAUGCCUUAUGGCUUCCAUGGUACCUUUGAUGCAUCUGCAGGAAUAUAAUUCUGCUACAGUCAAAGUCAUUCAGAUAUAUAACGUAAUACAAAGAAUGCUAAAUGCAGUGAAAAUCAUACAGUAGUUAUUAUACGUAGUUAUUACAGUUGCGAUAGACUAUUAUACCACACAAGUGUCCAAUGAACAUUUCAUUUUGUAUUCUCGGAAAAAACUUUUUUAAUCAUUAAAUGACUUUUAUAAACA
This is a messenger RNA of Scophthalmus maximus (turbot), 2193 nucleotides long. Its product is annotated as carotenoid-cleaving dioxygenase, mitochondrial. Gene Ontology annotation, biological process: retinal metabolic process; carotene catabolic process. The transcript has 12 exons. Bases 334 to 1998 code for a protein of 554 amino acids. Gene Ontology annotation, cellular component: mitochondrion. Gene Ontology annotation, molecular function: beta-carotene 15,15'-dioxygenase activity; carotenoid dioxygenase activity. Lineage: Eukaryota; Metazoa; Chordata; Actinopteri; Pleuronectiformes; Scophthalmidae. The record is from RefSeq and is a predicted model, not a curated record.